This is a messenger RNA of Lolium rigidum, 1617 nucleotides long. RefSeq names its product 9-beta-pimara-7,15-diene oxidase-like. Gene Ontology annotation, molecular function: monooxygenase activity; heme binding; iron ion binding. Bases 1 to 1551 code for a protein of 516 amino acids. The record is from RefSeq and is a predicted model, not a curated record. NCBI's taxonomy places the organism in Eukaryota, Viridiplantae, Streptophyta, Magnoliopsida, Poales, Poaceae. The transcript has 2 exons.
AUGGAGCUCAGCGCAGCUACCCUCCUCCCUGUCGCUCUCGCCUCACUGGCCAUCCUCGUAUCCGUACUUCGCCGUAGUAAAUCGGCAUCGAGCUCCGACAAGAGGCGGCCUCCUGGUCCACCAUGUCUCCCCUUUAUUGGAAGCCUCCUCCACCUCGUGACGUCCAAGGCGCCGGUGGUUCUCCGGGACCUGGCCAGGAAGUACGGCCCAGUGAUGUAUCUGCGACUAGGCCGGGUCGACCACGUCGUCAUCUCGUCGCCGGCGGCCGCGCAGGAGGUGCUCCGGGACAACAACCUCAACUUCUCGUCGCGGCCGAAUCUUCUGGUCACCGAGACCAUCUGCUACGGAGGCCUGGACAUCGCCUUCGCGCCAUACGGAGCCUACUGGAGGACGCUGCGCAAGCUCUGCACCAUGGAGCUCCUCAGCGCGCGGAAGGUGAGGCAGUUCGCGCACAUCAGGGACACGGAGACUCUCUCCAUGAUUCAAAACGUCCGCGCCGCCAGCACGAGCGGCAAGCCGGUCCAUCUCGCCAGCCUGCUCCUGGCGUGCGCGAACUCGAUCACCGCCAAGGCGGCCUUCGGCGAGGUCUGCGACGCCGAGCUCCGAGAGCAGUUCCUGACUGCCAUGGAGGUCGGGGUGAGUGCAGGCGGGGGAUUCUGCGUCGGCGACCUCUUCCCGUCUCUGUGGUUCGUGGACGUCAUUACCGGGCUCAAAGGCGGGCUCUGGAAAGCGCGCCGGGAGAUCGACGCCGUCUUCGACACCAUCAUCGCUGAGUGCGAGGCGCGGCGGGAGAAGAAGAAGAUGUCGACGACGGCAACGGCCGAAGAGGAUGACAUUCUGAGCGUCAUCCUCCAAAUCAAGGACGAGGGGGAGAUUAAGUUCCCCGUCGGCAACACAAACGUCAAGGCAAUCAUACUCGAUUUGUUCAUUGGAGGGACAGAGACGACCGCCACGAGCGUCGAGUGGAUCAUGUCGGAGCUCAUGAGAAACCCGGACGUGAUGCAGAAGGUGCAAGCGGAGGUGCGCCGGACAUUCGACAACAAGAAACCGCAGGACCAUGAGGCACACAUCGAGGAGCUGCACUACAUGAAGAUGAUAAUCAAGGAGACCCUGAGGAUGCACCCGCCGCUACCUCUCAUGAUUCCCCAUGAAUGCCGGCAGACAUGUGACAUCGGUGGGUUCAAGGUCCUCGAGGGCUCUAGGAUACUGAUCAACGCAUGGGCGAUCGGAAGGAACCCCGACUCCUGGGAGGACGCCGAGGUGUUUAGGCCGGAGCGGUUCGAGGACAGCAACUUGGACUACAAGGGCACGCAGUACGAGUACUUGCCGUUCGGGAGCGGGAGGAGGAUGUGCCCUGGCAGCAACUUUGGGCUGGCUGCGCUGGACCUCAUCCUUGCACGGCUUCUCUACUACUUCAACUGGAGCCUCCUAGGUGGAAUGCGCCCGGAUGAGCUCGACACGGAGAUGAUCGCCGGCGCGACAGCCAAGAAGAAGAACCCGCUGAACCUAGUCGCGACACCUUACAAUGUUCCCAUGGAAACUCAGAGUUGAUCCAUGUGUUUCGUUGGCUUUUACUUUCAUAUUUCUACGCAGGUGGCAAUAAGGUCUCCAUUCUCG